AUGGCAGAGAAUAGGGCGCAGAAGACGAAGAAGGGUGGUGAUGGCAACUAUGAGGAGGACCUCGACACCUACUUUGUGGAUCGCCUGCGCUUCCUGAACCAGAAGGACCACACCACCCAGCACCUCAAGCAGCGCUUCAAGGAGAGGAAUGGGCGCCUCGAGGCCCAGGAGGAGACAGGAGACGCAGACAAGGCCACCACUACUCAGCGCCAAGUAGUGGACGAUGAAGGAGGGCUGGCGGUGGUGUGCGUGGAUGGCAGCCCGGCGGCGGACGAGGCCCUGCGGUUCACGCUGGCCCAGAUGCCGCACGCCCGCUCCCUGGUGCUGGCCCACGGCAUCCGGGUGUCCCUCACCUCCUCGUCCUCGUCGUCUAGCGGCAGCACCCACGCGCCGUUCGGCGAAGACGAAGAAACCGAAGCCCUGCACCAGGCGCUGGAGCGCCGCUACCUCAAGAUGUGCCGCGACGCCGGCCGGCACUGCAUGGUGAAGCACUUCACGUACACGACGCGCGGCGGGUUCGGGCACGCGGUGUGCUACCUGGCCGACAAGAAGGACGCUGCGGCGGUGGUGAUCGGCCAGAGGCAUCCCAGGCCGCUGUUGGGCGCGUCGGGCACGGCGGUGAUGAAGUACUGCGGCCAGCGUCCGGUGAUACUCGUGCCCGAGUCCCGCGCCACAGAUCGCGAGAAAGAGAAGCCCACGGCGGUCGGUCAUCACUGA
Messenger RNA from Acanthamoeba castellanii str. Neff, 717 nucleotides. RefSeq names its product universal stress domain containing protein. The coding region runs from base 1 to 717 and encodes 238 amino acids. NCBI's taxonomy places the organism in Eukaryota, Discosea, Longamoebia, Acanthamoebidae. The record is from RefSeq and is a predicted model, not a curated record. The transcript has 3 exons.